Poeciliopsis prolifica (blackstripe livebearer) is the source of this 3455-nucleotide messenger RNA. It is a transcript of the gene slc25a15a, whose product is annotated as solute carrier family 25 member 15a. Gene Ontology annotation, cellular component: plasma membrane. NCBI's taxonomy places the organism in Eukaryota, Metazoa, Chordata, Actinopteri, Cyprinodontiformes, Poeciliidae. The coding region runs from base 319 to 2118 and encodes 599 amino acids. The record is from RefSeq and is a predicted model, not a curated record. The transcript is spliced from 14 exons.
UCCAUGUUACUUGCAGAGAGCGUCUCAUUUCUGUCUUCUGUCAUAGAUAUCAGUCUCUUGACGCGCUUACGUAAGGGCUGCGCCACAUCUUCAGGGCGCAACGGAGACGGAAGUUAAGCACAGGAACACCGACGUUAGCUCGUUUGUUCGGGCUGUAUGAGAGCUCUGUUAACCUUUCCCGGAGAUUGGGGUGAACAGUUUCGCCCGAGGGGUUCUUGUGGGGACAAACAGUGAAGUAACGCUUCGACGAACAAAUAACACCGUCUUACCUGUCAUACUCUAAAUCCGAGUUAAGGGGACUACAGAACAGGCUUCAUCAUGGCUCCACAUUCUGUAAUACAGGCUCUCAUUGACUUUUCAGCAGGAGCAGCAGGUGGUACAGCCUGCGUGCUGAGCGGUCAGCCGUUUGACACCGCCAAGGUGAAGAUGCAGACGUUUCCCAGCAUGUACCGUGGCUUCAUCCACUGCUUCGUUUCAACUUUCAAACAGGUGGGACUCCGUGGUCUCUACAAAGGCACCACACCAGCCCUCCUGGCCAACAUCAGUGAGAAUGCGGUGCUCUUCUUGAGUUAUGGCCUGUGCCAGGACGCUGUCCGUCUUUUGUUAAGGAUGGAUAAAGGAACAGAGCUCAGUGAUGUCCAAAAAGCUUCUGCGGGGUCUUUAGCUUCCAUCUUCUCCUCUAUGGCCCUUUGCCCCACAGAGCUGGUGAAAUGUCGUCUGCAGGCCAUGCAUGAAAUGGAGGAGACUGGAAAGGUUGCAAAAGGACAGCGAAGCACUGUCUGGUCUGUGGUUAAGAGUGUGCUGAGGACAAAUGGUCCUUUGGGUUUCUACCAGGGACUCACCUCAACCAUUGUCAGGGAGAUACCAGGAUACUUCUGCUUCUUUGGUGCCUACGAAGUAUGUCGGACUACAUUUGCACAGCAUAUGGGGACAGACAAAGACAGUAUAGGCAUUCUGCCUCUUAUGUUCAGUGGUGGAUUUGGAGGGGCUUGUCUUUGGCUAGUGGUCUAUCCAAUAGACUGUGUAAAGUCUAGGAUCCAAGUCUACUCUUUAGCUGGAAGGCAAGAGGGUUUCAUGAAGACCUUCAUGGGUAUUAUACGCACUGAGGGUCUCACUGCUCUGUACUCUGGUUUGACUCCUACCAUGAUACGCACCUUCCCUGCCAACGGAGCGCUCUUCCUAGCUUAUGAGUUCAGCCGUAAAUUUAUGAUGGACACAGUGGGGGGCCUCCAAGCGCCAGACUCUUCACGGAUGAUCUCGACUACAUGCAGCACAGUGGAGAUGGUUACUCCACGCAAACUUCAGAUCAGUGAAGAAAAUGUUGAAGAUAAAAAUGCAGGCAGGUUGGGAUGUUUUGGUUGGCUGCUGGUAAUCAUAUCCCUCCUGUUUAUAGCGCUAACCUUCCCAAUCACAUUGUUUCUGUGUGUCAAGAUAGUAAAGGAGUAUGAGCGAGCAGUCAUUUUCAGACUUGGGCGAAUCUCCGAUCGGAAACCUAAAGGACCAGGCCUAUUUUUUGUUUUGCCCUGCACUGAUAACUUUGUGAAAGUUGAUCUAAGGACUGUGUCUUUUGAUAUCCCUCCACAAGAGAUCCUGACUAAAGACUCGGUCACUGUGUCCGUGGAUGGAGUCGUCUACUUCCGCAUUCACUGUCCCAUCUCAGCUGUGGCCAACGUGUCCAACGCACACUCCUCCACACGGCUGCUUGCUCAAACCACUCUGAGGAAUGUACUCGGCACCAAAAACCUUUCAGAACUACUGUCUGACAGAGAAGGAAUUUCAGUGAGCAUGCAGGCGGCCCUGGAUGAAGCCACUGACCCAUGGGGGAUCAAGGUGGAGCGUGUGGAGAUCAAGGAUGUGAAGCUGCCUCAGCAGCUGCAGAGAGCCAUGGCUGCAGAGGCGGAGGCCAGUCGGGAGGCCAGGGCUAAAAUCAUCGCUGCAGAAGGUGAGAUGAAUGCUUCCCGGGCUCUGAAAGAAGCGGCUCUAGUCAUCAGUGAAGCCCCGUCUGCUCUCCAGCUGCGAUACCUGCAGAGUCUCAACGCCAUCGCUGCAGAGAAGAACUCCACCAUAAUCUUCCCUCUGCCCAUAGACAUGAUGCAGAGUUUCAUGCAGAAAAAGUGAUGAACCAUGUAGCCUGCACAAUUAUUUUCGUCCCAAAGUAAGUUUGCAUGUUUCGAAUAGGGAGGAAAAAGAGCUACUCAUUGAUGCAAAUACAAACCAAACACUGUUUUUGUGUACUUAUUAUGCUUAAUGUGAUUUAAUAAUUAAAUACAAAGUGCAACAUACAUAGCCAUAGCCUCUCAUUACUAACCUCAGCUAAGUUACAGUUUCAGUAGAGAAGGGCAUAUGAAGUAGGCAAGGAACAAAAACAAUUCACAAAUAACUUAUAAAGACAUGCUUUCAUGGAGACUUCUCUGGAGUAUUUGAUUACAAUCAUUUUUAACAACAAUCCACAGAAGUAGCAACAUCCACAUGAUGCAGCAACCUCUCUCUGAUAUUGCAUGAAAACUAUAAACAAAAGCUUAACUCUUAUUCAUUCAGUAAAUGUGUACAAGACGGUGUCCACAGGACACAGAGGCAAUCAGUGCAAUUGGAGUACCUGAUGUAGAGAAAGGCAACUUCCACUGUCAGAAUACAGCAAAUCCUCUUCCCAAUAAACGUAAUUAUCUUAUCUACCAAUAAACACAGCUAUAGCCAAAUACCUGCUUUAAACAUGUUUACACACAUUACAAUAGAUGAAAUGUAUAAAUGAAAUACUGUAAUGCUUAAAGCUGCAGUAGGGAACAUUUCUAAUCAUUUAUUUAUUUAUUUGCAUAAUUGUUAAAAUUGUCACCAUGUCAUGAUAUUAUAACAUGAGACAGAUAAUAUGGGAAACAAUUGAGCUCCUCCGUUUCCUCUCCGUGGUUCCGCAGCCAUCUGCAGUAAUAUACUGCAUUCACUCAGAAACAACCAAUCAGAGCCAGGACAUGGGUCUUAAUUCUGUCAAUCAUGCUGAUGUAUCCACUCCUCGAUGGAAAAAACCAGUCAUCUAUUGUCAUCAGUGGCCAUGCUAACUAGCCUUAGCUUUCAUGGCAGGCUCCAGUGUGACAAACUAGCUGAGAGCAAGGGGAGCGUGUGAGCUGCAUGGACAGAAGCGUAACACCCUCCUCCUGGUUCUGAUUGGUUGUUUCUGAUUGAGCGGAGUAUUUCUGCAAAUGGCAGUAGGACCACAGGGAGAAAACAGAGGAGCUCAAUUUUUCACAGAUUGCCUCUCUCAUGUUUUAAUAAACAUGUGAAAAACAUAUUGUUUCUAAAAGUUACUCACUGCAACUUUAUGUAGUGAUAUAUUUCAAAGACCUAUUUGGAAUAUUUCUACCUACUGCUAACAUCUAAGAAAAAUGUUUAGCAAGACAGACUUCUGACGGCUGGUUGUCAUUAUGUAAACAUGAAUGAAUAAAAUAAAUGAAAUUUAAAUAAAA